AUGAAGCUUCGAGCAUUCGCGGCAGCCUUGCUGCUCGUCGAAAGUGCUCUUGCUAGCAUCCCCACCAUCGAAAUCAAAGGCUCCAAAUUUUUCUAUUCCAACAAUGGAACCGAGUUCUACAUCCGAGGCAUAGCCUAUCAGGAGAACUACAGUGGCGGAGGAGCAGGUGGCACCGGUCAGACAAGUGAUUCUGGCUACCAGGAUCCGCUGUUCAAUCUCACCAGUUGCGAGCGCGACAUUCCCUAUCUCACGCAAUUGCGCACAAAUGUUAUUCGGACAUACACCCUGGACCCAUCCAAGAAUCACGAUGAUUGUAUGCAGAAGCUUGCCGACGCAGGCAUCUACGUGAUCAGUGACUUGUCCUCGCCCGACAUUUCUAUCGAAGCGAACUCUCCCGUGUGGACGGUCGAUCAAUACGAGCGAUACACCAGUGUCAUCGAUGCUUUUCAAAAGUACGACAAUGUCGUUGGUUUCUUUAUAGGCAACGAGGUUGUCAACCAGAUGAACCAAACCAGCGCCGCGGCCUUUAUCAAGGCCGCUGCUCGGGAUAUGAAGACCUAUAUCAAAGACAAAAGCUACCGGAGCUCGCUCGGCAUCGGCUACGCAACAACAGACCAGGAAGAUAUCCGAACAACGCUUUCAGACUAUCUAAACUGCGGCGACCAGUCGAGUGCAAUCGACUUCUUCGGCUACAAUAUCUACGAAUGGUGCGGCGACCAAACAUUCCAAACCUCAGGAUAUGAAGACCGAACCAAUGAGUACCAGAAUUACUCAAUCCCGGUCUUUUUCUCAGAGUACGGUUGCAAUACCGUGAGACCCCGCAAAUUCACCGAUAUCCCCGUCCUCUUCGGUCCACAGAUGAGCGAUGUAUGGAGCGGUGGCAUCGUCUACAUGUACUUCGAAACCGACAAUGACUACGGCCUCGUCUCAGUAGACGGCAACUCCGUCACUACCGAAGUCGAUUUCAGUUACUACUCUAGCCAGAUCCAAAGCGCAACCCCUAGCGGCACCAACAGCGCCAGCUAUUUUCCGACCAACUCGCCGCGUGCGUGCCCAACCGUUAACGAGAGCUGGCUCGCAAAGUCGAGUCCUCUGCCCCCGACUCCGAAUCAACAGCUUUGCUCUUGUAUGGUUGCUAGUCUAUCCUGUGUGGUUAGCGAUUCUGUCAAGGCAGAAGACUAUUCCGGUCUCUUUGCUGAAGUGUGUGGAUACGGCACACACAUCUGCGAUGGUAUUGCGCACAAUGCGACUAGUGCAGAAUAUGGUGCCUACAGUGUGUGCACUAGCAAGGACCAGCUCUCCCAGGCGUUCAACCGGUACUACGAGAGUCAGGAUAAGAGCAGCUCUGCGUGUGAUUUCAAUGGUGCGGCUAAGGUUCAGACUGUGAAGGAUGGUUCCGGUGAUUGCAAUGCUCUUGUCAGCCAGGCUGGUGGCGCUGCUGGAACUGGCACCGUUACUUCUAAUCCUACUGGGGGUUCUGCUAGUACAUCUACGUCAAAGGGAGCUGCUGCUGGGACUGUUGGUCCUACUGUGUUUGUGAGCGGUUGGUUGACAAUGACUUCUGCUAUGGGGGCUGCUGUGACGGGUCUCCUGAUGAUGGCGCUUUAG
This is a messenger RNA of Penicillium canescens, 1608 nucleotides long. Its product is annotated as glycoside hydrolase family 72 protein. The transcript is spliced from 4 exons. Gene Ontology annotation, molecular function: 1,3-beta-glucanosyltransferase activity. Lineage: Eukaryota; Fungi; Ascomycota; Eurotiomycetes; Eurotiales; Aspergillaceae. The record is from RefSeq and is a predicted model, not a curated record. Gene Ontology annotation, biological process: fungal-type cell wall (1->3)-beta-D-glucan biosynthetic process. Gene Ontology annotation, cellular component: fungal-type cell wall; cytoplasm. The coding region runs from base 1 to 1608 and encodes 535 amino acids.